AUGCAUUUCUGGGCCCUGAAUAUAAUCCUUGUGAUUGCAUCAUCUCUGUGGCUGGUCGAGAUGUAUGACAAUUACGGGGAGAUCUGCCGCAACCUGUGCACAUGUGACGAGAAGGAAGGCAUCCUAACCGUCAGCUGCGAGAACCGAGGAAUCAUCAGAGUGACGGAGAUUAGCCCGGUUCAAUUCCCCGCUUACCACCUCCUGCUGACGGGGAACUUGCUGAAAAAACUGUCGGUCAAUGAUUUUAUCAAUUACACUGGAGUGACCAUCCUGCACUUGGGGAACAAUGACAUCUCAGAAAUUGAAACAGGUGCCUUCAACGGACUCCAGGGAUUAAAGAGGUUGCACCUGAAUAACAACAAAAUUGACAUUCUGAGAGAUGACACAUUUGUAGGACUGGAGAGUUUGGAAUAUCUACAAAUUGAUUAUAAUUACAUCAGCAACAUUGAGCCCAACACCCUGAGCAAACUGCACCAACUGACAGUGAUGAUUCUGAAUGACAAUCUACUCUCUUUCCUGCCUCCCAAUAUCUUUCGCAAUGUCCCGCUGACGCAUUUGGACCUGCGGGGGAACCGGUUGAAGAUGUUUCCAUAUGUUGGCCUCCUAGAGCACAUGGACAAGGUUGUGGAAUUACAGCUGGAAGAGAAUCCAUGGAACUGCUCAUGCGAGCUGAUCGCUCUCAAGGCCUGGCUGGAGAGUAUUGCCUACACGGCUCUGGUGGGAGAAGUGGUCUGUGAGACACCCUUCAGGCUGCACGGGAGGGACCUGGAUGAGGUGUCCAAGCAGGAACUAUGCCCGAGGAGGCCCCAAGAGGACUCGGGAAGGCAAGCGCCCCCGAGCAGCACCAACGGAUAUUACCAGACCACACCGGCUGCUGCCACAUCCUCAGCCACCUCAUCUGCUGUCUUUCGGUCCUCUUCCAGACCUACCAAGGGCACACGACAAUUCAAUCGAACUAGGUUAAAGCCCACUUCGCGACUCCCAGGCGGUAGCCCUUACAACUAUGGCCCCAUCAUUGCUUUUCAGACCAAAUCGCCUGUGCCUUUGGACUGCCCCACUGCUUGCACGUGCAACCUGCAGAUAUCCGAAAUUGGAUUGAAUGUAAAUUGCCAAGAGAGAAAGAUCGAAAACAUCUCCGACCUAAAGCCCAAGCCAUACAAUCCGAAAAAGAUGUAUCUGACGGGAAAUUAUAUUCCCGUGGUACGAAGAUCAGAUUUUAUCGAUGCCGUUGGAUUGGAUUUGCUUCACCUGGGAAACAACAGAAUAACCGUGAUCCAUGACAGGGCUUUUGGGGAUUUAACAAAUCUGCGUAGGCUGUAUUUAAAUGGUAAUCUCAUGGACAGGCUCACAGGGGAAAUGUUUUUUGGGUUGCAGAAUUUGCAAUAUCUUUAUUUAGAGUACAAUAAAAUCAAGGAGGUUGACUCUGGCACAUUUCGUUACCUUACCAAUCUCCAGCUGCUAUUUCUCAAUAAUAACCUCCUGAAAACAUUACCGGUGGGCAUUUUUUCCAGCCUCUCCUUGUCUCGACUGAAUUUGCGCAACAACCAGUUUCAAAACCUGCCUGUAAGCGGUGUGUUGGAUCAGCUCAAGCUACUGGUGCAGAUAGAUCUUUUUGAAAACCCCUGGGACUGCUCCUGUGAUUUAGUGGGUAUGAAGAUAUGGCUUGAGCAGCUCAGUGCAGGCACAGUGGUCAACGAGAUUGUGUGCGAGACACCCAAACGUCACGCAAAAAUGGACCUUCGCUCGAUCUCAUCGGAGCAGCUGUGCCCUGACAACUCUGAUGCCUAUGUCUCACCAACCCCCCCUACCGAGGAGCCAUUAGACGACCGGGCCAUCCUCACAGAUGCCCCACACAAGUUCAACUCCUCCAGCAGCACUGUACCCCUGUCAGUCCUAAUCUUGAGCCUCUUGCUUGUCUUCAUAAUGUCAGUCUUUGUGGCAGCAGGCUUAUUUGUUGUGGUGAUGAAGAAGCGCAAAAAAUCCCAGAGCGACCGCACCAGCACCAACAACUCUGAUGUUAGCUCCUUCAAUUUGCAGUACAGCCUCUACAGCAACCGCUCUGGCACCAAAGUGAAGGCCCCGGCUGGUCACGUUUAUGAGUACAUUCCACAUCCGAUGGGUCACAUGUGCAAAAACCCCAUUUACAGAUCAAGGGAAGGAAAUGCAGUGGAGGAUUAUCGUGACCUUCACGAGCUCAAGGUGACUUACAGAAGUACCCCAGACGAGGAGAGGAAUCACAGCAUGAUGAGGAGCCCUGCGUUCAGGGUGAGCACCAUUGAACCAAUGGACAACCCCUCUCCAGUCCAGGAUGCAGACCAUUUCUUUAGAGGCAUCCUUGAGGCUGAUAAGCAGUCCCCUCAUCAGUCCAUCCCAUCCCUUCCAGUUGGGGGAAAUGUAGAGUACAAAUACACAGGCCCAGUGGCAUAUACCUACAACCCAAAUUUUGAUGUCAGGCGUCAGUUCUUGCACCCAGACAGGAUAAGAGAAACGGUGCUCUACGGCACGUCACCCAGUACUGUUUAUGUGGAACCCAACAGAAAUGAAUACUUGGAGCUAAAAGCAAAACUGCAGUCUGAGCCUGAUUACCUCGAAGUUCUUGAGAAACAGACCACCUUCAGCCAGUUCUGAGCCACAGAGUCAUUCAUGCAAUGGAGCAUUUUGUCCCAUUUCAACCCUUCGGGAAAUUCAGUUUCUUGGGUGCCUUGGCGCAAACAAGGACAAGCAGGAGAAAAGUGGAUGAGCCCUGCAGGGCGUGCCGAACCAUCUACUUAUUUGUGCAACGUGACAUUACAAAAACCGGGGAUGAACACAAUUGCCAACUAAUGAUGCAAAUUUUAUUUUUAUAUAGCAAUGAUUACUAAUUUGAAGUGUCUAAGUAUGUCCAGCUUCAAAUUCAGGAAUAUAACCGUGCAUAGGGUAUAUUGUCAGAGUCAGAAAAGAAAAAAAAAUGUUGAUACAAUCACCCCUGGACAAAACAACAACAAUAGAAAACAAACAUACAAACAAAAACACUGUACAGCAGAUGAUAAAACUGUGUAGGAAUAUUUCCUGCUGUAGUCUGUAAGUAAGUAUUUAUUGAUAUAACCUGCCAUGUCUUUUCAAUAUCAAACUUUUGAUUCAACAUCAACAUUACCUGUGUCAUCAUACAGCACAGUUUUCUGGAGAAUGAAAAAAAAAAAAGAAGCUUUUGUUUUAUAGUUUCAUUUCCUGUAGCUUGGCAAUGUAAAGUGGCUUUCUAGUUUUUGCGGGAACUGGCACACCCCGAAGAUACAUGGAAAAAAAAUGAAAAAAAAGACUGUGCCAAUUGAUGAGGAGGAGGGGAAAAUUGUCUUUGUAUGCUUUCAGUACUUUUGGGGAAUCAAAAGGCAAGUUCAUAAACACUCAUAUAAAAGAUUAUUAUAUUAAAAUAAAUUGGGGUAUUGAUUCUCAAUAUAUAGAUUUAUCGAAGCAAAACAUCUUAAAUGAUAUUUGAAGUUUUGAUUUUGUUGUGUAAUGUUGCU
Molecule: messenger RNA, 3500 nt
Organism: Syngnathus typhle (broad-nosed pipefish)
Lineage: Eukaryota; Metazoa; Chordata; Actinopteri; Syngnathiformes; Syngnathidae
Gene: slitrk5
Product: SLIT and NTRK-like protein 5
Exons: 1
Coding region: 1-2628 (875 amino acids)
Biological process (GO): positive regulation of synapse assembly; regulation of presynapse assembly; axonogenesis
Cellular component (GO): membrane
Molecular function (GO): protein binding
Source: RefSeq, a predicted model, not a curated record